Molecule: messenger RNA, 14830 nt
Organism: Frieseomelitta varia
Lineage: Eukaryota; Metazoa; Arthropoda; Insecta; Hymenoptera; Apidae
Gene: Sdb
Product: titin
Exons: 8
Coding region: 949-13371 (4140 amino acids)
Biological process (GO): microtubule anchoring
Cellular component (GO): centriole; axonemal microtubule; ciliary basal body
Molecular function (GO): microtubule binding
Source: RefSeq, a predicted model, not a curated record
CCUGUUGACAGAAACGAGAAGCAGCCUCUCGGCGAGAGCAAAAAAAGGAAAAAAAAAAAGAAAAAUGAACCAGAUCGAGGCCGAGGCUUUUCGCGGAGCGAAAGAAACGCAAAACGGGAAGAAAAAGGGACGAGAGCUGAAGAGCUUGAAGGACGAGACCCGGUUUGGAGAGAGAAUGAGGGGGCGCACGCGAGAAGCACGGUGAGCAAGAGGAAUCGGUAGGGAAAGAUCGUGUGCACGCACGCACGCACACACACACACAUACACAAACACAGUGAGCGCGAGAGCGAAUAUACGUCCCACGCCGGGCGACACACCGAGAGAAAAGUAGGGAGGCGUUCUCCAGGCAAAAGAGCCGUGGCUCGCGUACGUCGUGGCAAUGGUAGUGACGGAGAGCAUCGGUGUGUACCGUGUGUGGUCACUAGGGCCAGCCAGCCAUCGUCGAUGCCACAUCGACUCGCGGUACCGGAUCGAGAACGUCGGAACGAAUCUUUCCUCGAAUCGGCGCGUUCUGCCGCACCAGUUACACGCGUUCUCACCAUCGAAACACGGACGACUGAUAAUCGAGAAACAGAGAGACAGAGAGCCGAGUGAAGGAGAAAAGGAGAACAAGAAAAAAAAGAGUGUGUACGAUCGUCGUUGGUAUACAAGAGACCCGGAGCAUUCCGAGGACGAAGAGGAACGAACGAGGUUUGCAAACGAGGCCGGUCGCGGCGAGAAGCGUCAGUCCGGCUCGAGGGAUCGGCGAGUCGCGUGUUCCCUAUCGCGAUAGAAAGUAAACACAUUUGUACACACCUUACGAACCGUUCUUUUCCUUCUUCCUCUCUCGUGUUUUUUUUUUUUACAGUGCGCGACGCGUGUUCACCUUUCUCGAAGUUUACCUUUCCGACUCGUUGUUCUCGUGUGUCUCGAUUCGCAUGAACGAUCGGUGAUCGAAAGCGAGGCGAAAUGACGAUAAACAGGAAGAAGAACGAAAGGGGCAAGGGGGCGUCGAAGGAAGUCGCCGCGACAUCCUCCAGUUCCUCGAACGCGACGACCGUCGAGGUAGUGUCGUCGACGAGCGUGCUCGAGGAGGCGACGCAGGUCACGGAGAGCGAGUCGAGGAGCAACGUGGUCGAGGUGACCAGCGCUAGUCGCGAGGUUAUCAUGGAUUCGAAGGGUAACGUCAUCAAGGUCAUCGAAUCGACCCCGCAGACCGUGAGCCAAGCCUACAGGACGACCGUGGGCAAGAGUUCUCAGGACUUUAUAGCGGAGGAGCAGACGCAGUCGGUCAACAAACAGGGCAAAACUGUACGCGACAGCCCGCGGAAGGUCGUCGAGGUGUGCACGGACGAGCAUCGAGGAGGAACGUCAGCGGAACAAGUCAGAUCAUCGGCAGAGACGCAGAGUCGCAGCGAGACCGUACAGAAAUCGAUAUCGUCCUCGAUGGUCGUGGAGACGUCCUCGUCCUCGACGGGCGAUUACUACGAUCGUCUGUCGAAGACGACGACAACAUCCAACGGAGACCACGUUCCCAGAGUGCAGACGACGUCCAAGUCGUACGAGAGCAGGCAAGCCAGCAAAGAAACGUACGAGGAGACGACGAAGGACGGGCAGACGAUCGCCAACAUCUCGAGGAUCCACGAGUCGGGUGAGAAGCUGGACGACAAUGGGAGAAUAACGGCCACCCAGUGUCGCAGCGUCGACAACGAGACCACGGUUGUACCCUCGGACAAGGUCGUCGUCCUCGACUCAUCCUCGAGCACCGCGAACGGCAACGUGAAAACGGAGAGGAUCAGCGAACGAUGCAACAAGCCGGGCCAGUCCGCGUGGGACGGCACGUUUGUCAGCGAGAUUAGCACGGCCAGAGACAAGAGCGUCGAUGCACGACGAAGGGCGACGACCGGGACAGGUCUCGACACGGCGAAAGUAGAUCGCAUGGUUUCCAAAGGCAGCACAGAGGCGAGCGUGUCGAGCGUUGAAAUCUCCGAGAGUUCGUUCGUCGAUCAGCGUUCGUCGUCGACGGUGAUACAGGACUCGAAGAUCGUCGAGGGCCGAUCAUCGUCGACCGUUGACACGAUCGACCUAGCCGGAGGACAGAGGCAGUACACAACUUCGAAGGUACAUUCGAAAGAUUCGACUAGGUACGCGAAGCCUGGAGAGUCCGCGUGGGACGGCACGUUCGUGAUCGAGAGAACGCCGGAACCUAGGAAAAGAAACGCGUCCGAUGCCUCCGUUUUCCAUCACCCAGGCGGCGACGACGUCGUGGAGUCGACGCAGAGAACGGAUUUCAGGGAACGAAGUACCGACGGUUCUUACGAGAGGAAAUCUUCGAACGUGGUUCACGUGGUGCACGGUGGUACCGACAGCUCGAGGUUCGUCUCGGAGGAACGCAGAGACGUCACGCAGGAGAUUUACAUCGACGGUAGACCCGCUGGCAAAACAGUGGAGGUCCUCGGCGACAGGAAAGUCACGAGACCCGGAGACUCGGCGUGGAACGGACGAUUCGUACAGGAAAAGCCGCAGGAUGGUAAGAAAUCGAUGGCGUCGACCGGCGAGAAAACGGUCGUUAGAACGAGCGCGAAGAAGCACGAUUCCGUGGACGUGCAGGACGUCACGGAGGAGCAGAACGUCUCCAGCACGUCGGAGUCCGUCUCGUCUUCGUACAUCGUGGAAUACGCCACGUCCACCGACGAGAAGACGAAAAAGAAGACCACCGAGAAGGUGACCUCUGUCUCCGAGACCAUCGCGGAGGAAGAUUCCGGGGAAUCGGUGAAACGAGACGUCACGUCGCGGUGUUACAAACCUGGCCAGUCCACGUGGGACGGCAGCUUCGUUUACGAAAAGCCGCCAGUUCCAGAACGCCGUGGGAAAUUGUCUUCUACGGACGCGCGACGAUCGACGACCGAUUCCGUCGUCAUUCGGGACGUGACGGAGGACAAUUCGAUAAACGAGGCGGAAGUCUCGACGGCGUCCUACGUGGUGGAACAUUCGUCCAGCCAGCAGAGCUUCACCGACAUCAGGGACUCGAGCUUGUCGUCCGUGCACGAGAUGAUCGUCUACGACGUGCAGCCUGCGCGCCAAGACCAGGGUCCAUCGAGCAGUCGGGCGUCGACUAGGCCAGCAACCCCGGAGAAAACACCAAAAACGAGAGACGCCAGAGUCGUCGCGAAGCCCGGCUCGUCCACUUGGGACGGAACUUUUGUCAUAGAGAGAUCGCCGGAAACGAAGAGACCAGCUAGCAGAGAGGCAGAUAAAGCUCGACCGGAACCAAGGGACAGUCCCGUACCAAAAUCGAGAAAGCACGUCGGCGAAGGCACGUUGGACAUUCGCGAUACUUCUCAGCGAGUAACCGCCAGUUCAGAUACAUCGGUCGUAAUGGAGCAGUCUACCGUUCGCGAGAGUCACACCACUGAUUCCACGAAUUUGGAUUACUCCACGAGCUCCGUCGAGACGGUGAUCGUUCGUAACGGCGUUCCAACGACGGUGCAAAAGUCCGUGACGAUCGAGGAAAGGGCCAAGAGCCCCGAGAAGAAGCUGCCACCGGAACAGAAACUGCCAGUAGACUCGAAGUCGCCUGACAAACGUCUUCCGAAGAUCGACAGCUCUGCCAGACCGUCUAAACCAGGUGCCUCGACGUGGGACGGUUCGUUUGUCCGUGAAAAACCGGUGGGAAAGCCUACCGAUAAGAAACCAUCGACAGACGUCGCGAGUCGCCCUUCAACGUCGCCAGCGGAUGGCAGGAAAUUACCAGAGGACACGAAAUCGACUUACGUUACUGAAAAGUCCAUCACCCUGUCGGACACAUCGACGGAGAGCUCCGAAUUUCUCACUUGUCACUCGACGACGCUCGAGCGUACUCUCGUUUCAGAUUCCGAGGCCUUCGAGGUCUCUGCGACGACAGUUCGCGAAGUCGACGACGAGAAACGUGGCACAGAUCUCGGGAAAGGACCUCGAGGUGAUGUUCCCCGAUUGUCACGACCUGACGACGCAAGAGAGUCCCCUGAUAAGCGUCCUAAAAGCCCCGAGAAGAGCUCCGUGAGACCGACUAAACCGGGCGAGUCGACCUGGGAUGGUUCGUUCGUACACGAGAAGCCGCAAGAUCGAAAGAGACCCAGAGAGUCUCCUGCGAGGGACGAGCCCAAUGACGAAUCAAGUCCUCUCUUGAAGGACGAUACCACGAAAAUUUCAGUCGUGAAACACGACGUGACCGACGUGAAGGACGUGAUUCAGGAGUCCUCCUACGUGAUCGAUCAGUCGACGAGAUUCACCUCGGUGCAGGACGUCCGCGAGGUGGCAGAGGAGCGUGUCAUCAGCGAAUUUACAAUAGACACGAGCAAAGACGUGAGAGAUGUCACUGGGUCAUCAACGGUCGAGCUCAUCGACAAAGAGCAGGUGACUAGUAUGGUAGCGCGGGAUGUCGUCGACGACGCCAAGUUCGACGGGUUCGUCACAUCGACGCCCAAGUCGCCAGCCGGCCUAUCGCCGCGGAAAGAGUCGCCGGAAGAACGACCUGGUUACCCGCGUGGGAUCCCCGGAUUGCGGGAGGACGAUCGACCAAAACCGAUUCCAGCCGCUGGGAAGCCUAGCCGGCCACCGCAACGGGAACAGAGAUAUACUGGCGCCAGGCCACAAUCUCCAGGGAAGACUCGCGACUAUGUAUCCCCGGCAGGAAAACCAUCACCCGCGGCAGAGAAACUAAGUCGCACCGAGGAGAGACCUGGCAAGGUACCACGUGCCGACGAGACGACGCCAAGUGCCGACAAGCCUACACGACCCGGCGAGAAACCAAAGAGACCUGAGAAACCGGACGAAAGACCAGCAGCUGGAAAACCAAGCCGACCGGAGGAUAAACCGAGAAAACCCGAUGACAAACCGAGGAGAGGAGAUCAGUCGCCUGACUCCCUCGAAGAGGACGAUGUCCAGCCUGGAAAAUUACCCGAUAUACUGUCCAAGAUCCCUUUGAAGGAGCAAUGCAUCUGCGAGCUCUGCACUUGCGGACGACAUCGUUGUCCCCACAACCUGCCGCAAGAUCACCUCGAGAUCCCCCGGGACGAGCCGGUGCACGCGGUCACCUCGUAUCGCGAGGAGUUCGACGAGAAACGCGUCGACCGGCAAACGGUGUACCAUCAUGAGGACCACCUUCGGAUGGAAGGUGAGUUCAUCGGCGAAAGGCGGACAGACUACGCGGCGACGAGAGGCGAGAGGGCGCCGACGAGGAAACCGCAGGACAAUCUGAAACCGGAGGGUGAGUUUACCGGCAGACCCAAGGAGGAAGCGCCGAAAUAUGGAGACCAAGCUCCCGUCAGAAGACCGCAGGACAAUCUCAGACCGGAGGGGGACUUUGACACCACGACCACCACGGAGCUGGUGUUCACCGGUAUUCCCGGCGAACGGCCAAGCCCGGUGCGCCGCAACACCUACACGAAGAUCGAGGGCGAGUUCAUCGACGCGACCACCACCAGAUCCGAGUACGUCGAUCAUCGAACCGUUCAACGCGCCGAGAUCAUCAAACGUACGGAUAACCUCACGGUGGGAGAGGGUGAAUUCACGGGUGCCUCUCAUCUCAAGGAGGAUUUUCACACGUACGACAUCGUGGAGAGGGAGCCUCGGCGACGAAUCACCUACACCGACGACGAGGAUGACCGAUUCUACAGCAAGACCGAUAUCGUGGAAAGCACGACGACGAGCCAAGAACAGUACCGUAGCUUCGAUCAGACUGAUUACAGAAGCACCGCCGUGAUCAGACGGGGCGACAAUUUGAGGCCGGAAGGGCCGUUCGAAGGAGUGCCUCACACCAAGGACGACUACGUUGUGCCAGCGAUCACCAGGAGACCGGAGCCACAGAAACCCAAGGACAAUUUGCGGCCGGAGGGGCCGUUCGAGGCGAGACCGAAGGACGAUUACAAACCGACCAGAGGCGAGAGAGCCGACGUGAAGAGGCCUCAAGAUAAUCUGAGGCCGGAAGGACCCUUCGAAGGACGUCCAAAGGACGAUUAUAAACCGACCAGAGGNGACAGAGCUGAUGUUAAGAGGCCUGAAGAUAAUUUGAGACCGGAAGGACCCUUCGAAGGACGACCCAAGGACGAUUAUAAACCGACUAGAGGUGACAGAGCCGAUGUUAAGAGGCCUGAAGACAAUCUGAGACCAGAGGGACCGUUCGAAGGACGUCCAAAGGACGAUUUCUUACCGAAAACAGCGGAAAGACCAGAAGUCAGGAAGCCUCAAGAUAAUUUGAGACCGGAAGGACCAUUCGAAGGACGACCCAAGGACGAUUAUAAACCGACCAGAGGUGACAGAGCUGACGUUAAGAGACCUGAAGAUAAUUUGAGACCAGAGGGACCGUUCGAGGGACGUCCAAAGGACGAUUUCUUACCGAAAACAGCGGAAAGACCAGAAGUAAGGAAGCCUCAAGAUAAUUUGAGACCGGAAGGACCAUUCGAAGGACGACCCAAGGACGAUUAUAAACCGACCAGAGGCGACAGAGCUGACGUUAAGAGGCUUGAAGAUAAUUUGAGACCGGAAGGACCCUUCGAAGGACGCCCCAAGGACGAUUAUAAACCGACUAGAGGUGACAGAGCUGAUGUUAAGAGGCCUGAAGACAAUUUGAGACCAGAGGGACCGUUCGAAGGACGUCCAAAGGACGAUUUCUUACCGAAAACCGCGGAAAGACCAGAAGUGAGGAAGCCUCAAGAUAAUUUGAGACCGGAAGGACUCUUCGAAGGACGUCCCAAGGACGAUUAUAAACCAACCAGAGGCGACAGAGCUGAUGUUAAGAGGCCUGAGGACAAUCUGAGACCAGAGGGACCGUUCGAAGGACGUCCAAAGGACGAUUUCUUACCGAAAACAGCGGAAAGACCAGAAGUGAGGAAGCCUCAAGAUAAUUUGAGACCGGAAGGACCGUUUGAAGGACGUCCCAAGGACGAUUUUACACCGAAACGAGCUGAAAGACCGGAAGUUCGACGACCCGAGGAUAAUCUAAGACCGGAGGGACCGUUCGAGGCAAGGCCCAAGGACGAUUAUAAGCCAACGAGAGGAGAAAGGGCCGAUGUGAAACGUCCCGAGGACAAUCUGAGACCCGAAGGACCAUUCGAGGGUCGACCUAAAGACGACUUUAUGCCGAAAACGGCGGAGAGGCCGGAAGUGAGGAAGCCACAGGACAAUCUGAGACCGGAGGGUCCAUUCGAGGGUCGUCCGAAGCACGAUUUCACACCGAAAACUGCCGAACGACUCGAGGUCAAACGACCGCAGGACAAUCUUAGACCCGAAGGACAGUUCGAGGACCGUCCCAGGGAUGAAUACACGCCCGGUGAGAGACGUACACCGAUCAGACAUCCGGAUAACUUGUACCCCGAAGGAGAAUUCGAUAGGCCGAGGCACGUGCCGUAUGGGCCCGGCGAACGAGCGCCGAUUGUGCGACAUCCGGACAAUCUGUUCCCCGAGGGCGACUUUCCAGACAGGGAACGUGCUCCGUUCAUGCCAGCGGAACGGAGAACGCCCAUCAAACACGACGACAACCUCCGUCCCGAAGGACCGUUCGAAGGUAGGCCGAAGGAUGAUUUUACGCCGAAAACUGCGGAAAGACCAGAAGUAAGGAAGCCUCAAGAUAAUUUGAGACCAGAAGGACCGUUCGAAGGUCGUCCUAAGGACGACUACACACCAACCAGAGGAGAAAGAGCCGAUGUGAAGAGGCCUGAAGACAAUCUGAGACCAGAGGGACCGUUCGAAGGACGUCCAAAGGACGAUUUCUUACCGAAAACAGCGGAGAGACCAGAAGUGAGGAAGCCUCAAGAUAAUUUGAGACCGGAAGGACCGUUCGAAGGACGUCCCAAGGACGAUUAUAAACCGACUAGAGGUGACAGAGCCGAUGUAAAGAAACCUGAAGACAAUCUGAGACCAGAGGGACCGUUCGAGGGACGUCCAAAGGACGAUUUCUUACCGAAGAUCGCUGAACGUCCGGAAGUGAAGAGACCUCAGGAUAAUCUGAGACCGGAAGGGCCGUUCGAAGGUCGUCCUAAAGAUGAUUACACACCAACCAGAGGAGAAAGAGCCGAUGUGAAGAGGCCUGAAGACAAUCUGAGACCAGAGGGACCGUUCGAGGGACGUCCAAAGGACGAUUUCUUACCGAAAACAGCGGAGAGACCAGAAGUGAGGAAGCCUCAAGAUAAUUUGAGACCGGAAGGACCGUUCGAAGGACGUCCCAAGGACGAUUAUAAACCGACCAGAGGUGACAGAGCCGAUGUAAAGAAACCUGAAGACAAUCUGAGACCAGAGGGACCGUUCGAGGGACGUCCAAAGGACGAUUUCUUACCAAAGAUCGCCGAACGUCCCGAGAUUCGAAGGCCGCAGGACAAUCUGUAUCCAGAGGGUGAAUUCGACGUACCGGAAAAGGCCGCGGUUGGCCCGGCAGAGAGACGUACACCGAUCAAACAUCCGGACAACCUCAGAUCCGAGGGUGAGCUCGUCAUCAGGCCCAAGGACGAUUUCACGCCUGGCAAAGGCGACAGAGCGGUCGUCAAGAAGCCCGAGGACAAUCUGAGACCGGAGGGACCGUUCGAAGGCCGUCCCAAGGACGAUUACCAGCCGUUCGUUCGCGGCGAGCGUGCGGACGUUGUCAGACGCGCCGACAACCUUCGAAUGGAAGGCAACAUCGAGACUUACAGGUCGCGCGACGAAUACACGGAGUUCCUGAUUCGCGAGAGAGCAGACGUGACGAGGUACGAGGACAAUUUGCGGAUGGAGGGGGAGUUCGUCGACGCUCGUACGAGGGACGAUUUCAAAGUGGUGAGAGGCGAGAGGGUGGACGUGGUGAGGCAUCCGGAUAACCUGCGGCCGGAGGGGCCGUUCGAAGGUCGACCGAAGGACGACUACUCUCCCAAGAGAGCAGAAAGGCCGGAAGUAAAGAGACCGAAGGACAAUCUGCAGCCGGAAGGUGAGUUCGAGAGGCCGGAGAAGAUACCAGUCGGCCCCGGCGAGAGGAGGAGCCCAAUCAGACACGCGGACAACUUGAAGCCAGAGGGAGAAUUCGAGAGGCCGGUACCGGGCGAGUUCAAGCCCGCCGAGAGGCCGAUCGUCAAGAAACCUGUGGACAAUUUGAAGCCGGAGGGUGACUUCUUCGGUCGGCCGAAAGAGGAAGCGCCGCGAAAGGGCGAGAGAGCGGACGUGAGCAGGCCGAGAGACAAUUUGUAUCUGGAAGGAGAGUUCGAGGUUCCGGAGAAGAGACCGGUUGGCCCGGCCGAGAGGAGGACGCCGAUCAAACACCCGGAUAAUCUUCGCACGGAGGGUGACUUCGAGCGGCCGCAGCCCGAGGAAUUCAAGCCUGCCGAGAGACCAGUGGCCAAGAGACCUUUGGACAAUCUGAGACCCGAGGGAGAGUUCGUCGGAAGGCCGAGAGAGGAGGCGCCGACGAGAGGGGUGAGAGCCGACGUGAAGAGGCCGGAGGACAAUCUGAGGCCGGAGGGCGCUUUCGAGAGACCGGAGAAGAAACCGUUGGGCCCCGCCGAGAAGAGAACACCGAUCAAACAUCCGGACAACUUGAAGCCUGAAGGUGACUUUGUCGGAAGGCCGAAGGAGGAAGCGCCCAAACGCGGGGAACGAGCCGACGUUAAGAGGCCGCAGGACAAUUUGUAUCCGGAGGGUGAGUUCACCAAGCCGGAGAGGUCUCCGGUGAUACCUGCCGAGAAGAGGACUCCCAUCAAGCACCCCGACAACUUGAAGCCGGAAGGAGAGUUCGUCGGAAGGCCGAAGGACGAUUACAAGCCGACGAGGGGCGAACGCGCCGACGUGAGGAGACCCGAGGACAAUCUGAAGCCCGAGGGACCGUUCGAGGGCCGUCCCAAGGACGAUUUCGUCGUUGUCCGCGGCGAACGGGCGGACGUGGUGAAACGCAGCGACAAUCUGCGAAUGGAGGGGAGCAUGGAGACUUACAGAUCGCGGGACGAGUACGCGGAGUUUUUGAUCCGCGAGAGAGCCGAGGUGACGAGGUACGAGGACAACCUGCGCAUGGAGGGCGAGUUCACCGAUGUCCGAACGCGUGACGACUUCAAGGUGGUGAGGGGGGAGCGCGUGGACGUGGUGAAACAUCCGGACAAUCUGAGGCCGGAGGGUCCGUUCGAGGCCCGGCCGAAGGACGACUACUCGCCGAAGAAGGCGGAGAGGCCCGAGAUGAGGAGACCAGAGGACAACCUGAGACCCGAGGGAGAGUUCGAGAGGCCGGAGAAGAGACCCGUCGGCCCGGCGGAGAGACGUUCGCCGAUAAAGCACGACGACAAUCUGAAGCCCGAGGGCGAGUUUGUCGGCCGUCCGAAGGAGCAGGCGCCAACCAGGGGCGAGAGAGCCGACGUGAAGAAGCCGAAGGACAAUCUGAAGCAAGAGGGCACGUUCGAGAGACCGGAGAAGAAAUCGUUUGGCCCCGCCGAGAAGAGAACACCGAUCAAGCAUCCGGACAACUUGAAGCCUGAAGGUGACUUUGUCGGAAGGCCGAAGGAGGAAGCGCCCAAACGCGGGGAACGAGCCGACGUUAAGAGGCCGCAGGGCAAUUUGUAUCCGGAGGGUGAGUUCACCAAGCCGGAGAGGUCUCCGGUGAUACCUGCCGAGAAGAGGACUCCCAUCAAGCACCCCGACAACUUGAAGCCGGAAGGAGAGUUCGUCGGAAGGCCGAAGGACGAUUACAAGCCGACGAGGGGCGAGAGAACGGAGAUAGUUGUGCACAGAGAUAACCUGAGAAUGGAGGGCGACAUGGACGUGCGUCGUUCGAGAGACGAUUACAAGACGAUCGUCAAGAUCGAAAGGGCGGACGUGGUUCGCCGUGAGGACAACCUACGGAUGGAGGGCGAGUUCGUCGACGUUCGAAGACGAGACGACUACACCGUGACGCGCGGCGAGCGCAGCGAGAUUGUCAGGCACGAGGACAAUCUGAGACCGGAGGGAGAGUUUGAAAGACCGGAGACUUCGCCCGUUGGCCCGGCGGAGAGAAGAUCACCGAUCAAACAUCCGGACAACCUGAAGCCCGAGGGCCAGUUCGCUCAGCGUCCGAAACUUCCUGCGCCGACCAAGGGCGAGAGAGCGCCGGUUAAGAAGCCGCGAGACAACCUGAAGCCGGAAGGAGACUUCGAGAGGCCGGAGAAGUCGGCCGUUGGCCCCGCGGAGAGACGAACGCCGAUCAAACAUCCCGACAACCUGCAUCCUGAAGGAGAAUUCGCCGGAAGACCGAGGCAAGACGCGCCCACUAAAGGCGAACGAGCCGACGUGAGGAAGCCGAAGGAUAACCUGCACCCCGAGGGCGAGUUCGCCAAGCGAACGCCUCAGAAGGUCGGCCCGGCUGAGAGGCGCGCUCCGAUUCGCCACGAGGACAACCUCCACCUCGAGGGCGACUUGCACGUGGUGCCGAAGGACGAUUUCACGCCGAAGAGGGGCGAGCGAGCGCCGGUGAGGAAGCCUCAGGAUAAUCUGAGGCCAGAGGGCGAGAUGGAGGUCAGUCCGUCGUCCAAGGACGAUUACAGGCACGUGAACGGAGAACGAGCGGAGGUGCGUCGACACGAGGAUCACCUGCGAAUGGAGGGGGAGAUGAACGUUCGUAGGUCCAGAGACGAUUACCAGAAGAUCACGAAAGUGGAGAGAGCGAGCGUUCGCAGGCACGAGGACAAUCUGAAGAUCGAAGGGGAGUUUAUCGACGUGCGCAGGAAGGACGACUACGUGCGCGUGGUUGGCGAACGCGCGCCCGUCAAGAAGCAUCCUGACAACCUUCGUCCCGAGGGGGAGUUCGAGAAGCCGUGGAUGUCUUCUCUGGGACCAGGCGAGAGACGCUCGCCCAUUAAACACCCGGACAAUCUGAAACCGGAGGGUGAGUUCGAGCGUAGAACGCCGGAGAAGCCGGUCGGCCCCGUGGAGCGUAGAUCACCGAUUCGCCACGUGGACAAUCUGAGACCGGAGGGCGAUUUCGUUGGAAGACCGCGCGACGAUUUCGCGCCGAAGAGAGGCGAAAGAGCGGAGGUGGUUCGUCGUGAGGACAAUCUGAGGAUGAGCGGCGAGUUUCAGGACGCCACCUCGCAGAGAUCCACGUACACGGUGGUGCGCGGGGAACGGGCGGAGACGAAGCGCCACGAGGACAACUUGAGAGUGAGCGCCGACGUCAUGGAAACGAAGACGACGUCCAGAGACACGUUCACGCCGACCAGGAAGGAAGACUCACCGACUGGCAGAGCCGUGAAUCGCCGACGCCACAUGGAGUCCUCGAUCACGUUGGGCGACGACGUUUCUACCAUGUCCACGACUACUCAGAGGAACUACAACACCUUCACCAAACGCACUGCCAAGGAGGUGGCCGCCAAGAUGAGCAGCAUGGAGACGGAGACUAGAAGAGGCGAGUCGAGGACGUUGGAGAACGGGACGACGAUCACGAGCGCGAGGAAAACGACCGGGGAGAGGAUCUCGUCGGCUCAGAAUGUUCAGCGCGCGACAACGGAGUACCAGCCGGACUCUGGAAAGUCGUUGACCACUUUGAAUCAGCAGUACGUAACGAGCGAGCAUCAACAAAGGGCGCGUUCGAGCGAGAGGCACUCGAGAUCGCAGAACGUGACUCAAACGCGGCAGAUUGAAAAGCACCAGCAGGAAACGAGCAGAAGGGACUACGUGAACACUCAGCACAUCGAGUCUCGGCAGAGCGCGACCCAGAGACACAAGCAGCAUCACCACGAGGAGCGCACCGUAUCCAGCCAAGCUCGCUACAAUUCCAGCCAGACGAGCAGCGCCGAGUUCAGGCAAGCGAUCACCGGACAAUCGACGGAGAAGUUGCACGUGCACGACGCUGCUCCGACGAAAACCAGCCACCACAGAAAGAACGUGAUCUCGUCGUCGUCGGCGGACGUUGCCAACUCGGUUCUCCACAGACGCAGAACCACCUCGUCCACGGAGGCGCUCCACACGAUUUCAUCCACCGCCGCCGAUCAGAAGAAGAGCAUCUCGAAUCUGGCGGAGAGUGGCCAGUACAUCAGCAACUCGAGCCAGAGCAGCGACCGGCGCAGCCUCACCUCUCUGCACCGCAGCGCCAAAGAGGGUGGGAAUCCUUGGGCAUCGUCGACCUACGAACGCCCCCAGAGAAUCGUCCGGCAUGACAAUCUGACGGUCGGCGGCAAGUUCUACUCGCACAGCGAGGCGAAGAACUAUGGCAACUUUGCCAGCCAGAGGGUGGAGAGAGUUCAGAGACAGGCGAACGUGUCGCACAUCAGCUUAGGCGACGGAAGCACCGUCACAUCGAGCAUGUACAAGAAGGAGUACGCGCCUAAGCACAGGGGACCUUGUCCCGCGGCGCUCAUCGAGGCGAAACAAGCCCCUUUCAAGCACACCAGAGACACGCCCAAGCACAAGUUCUAUAUGCCCGUCGUUUCUAAUUGAUGCGAGUUAUUCCCCUUUCGGCGUCGAGGUUAGGAAUAUGGAGGACAGGGAACUACUACCCGAGAUAUUUACUCACGUUUCUUUUCGUUUCUUUUCGCGAGGUUUCUUUAAAAUACAUUUCUUUUUUCUUUUUCUUUUGUUUGUAAUGUGUGUAUGCUGCUGGUCGGAGAUUUGGAAUCGUAAGUUCAAGGAGGAAAUUUUGUGCCUUCUUUUGAAUAUAAUACGCUACUGGUCGGAGAUUUUGGUUUUGUCAAUUUGAGACGAGAAACUUUGCGCUUUCUUUUGGAUAUAGUACACAAUUAUAGUACAGAAACUUUCGCUUUCUUUUGGAUAUAGUACACUACAUUAAUUAUAGUACACUAUGUUAAUUUUUAGUACAGAAAUUUUUCGCUUUCUUUUGAAUAGAGUGAAUUAUUGGUCGAAGAUUUGGAAUUGUUAAUUUAAGAAUUUCGACAAACUUUGCGCUUUCUUUUGGAUAUAGUACACUACAUUGAUUAUAGUACACUAUGUUAAUUUUUAGUACAGAAAUUUUUCGCUUUCUUUUGAAUAGAGUAAAUUAUUGGUCGAAGAUUUGGAAUCGUUAAUUUAAGAAUUGCGAUAAAUUUUGCGCUCUCUUUUGAACAUAGUACACUAUAUUAAUUAUAGUACACUAUGUUAAUUAUAGCACAGAAAUUUUUCGUUUUCUUUUGGAUACAGUGAACUAUUGGUCGAAGAUUUGGAAUCGUUAAUUUAAGAAUUUCGAUAAAUUUUGCGCUUUCUUUUGGAUAUAGUACACUAUAUUAAUUAUAGUAUACUAUAUUAAUUAUAGUACACUAUGUUAAUUAUAGUACACUAUGUUAAUCAUAGCACAGAAAUUUUGUGCUUUCCUUUAAAUACAAUGAACUAUUGGUCGAAGAUUUGGAAUCGUUAAUUUAAGAAUUUCGACAAAUUUUGCGCUUUCUUUUGGACACAGUGUACGCUGUUUAAAUUACGUCAAAGAUUUGGAUUUAUUAAUCUGAGAAUUUCGAGAAAAAUUCUGCGGAAAAUCUCUUUUGGAUACAGUGUACACUGUUGGUGUCGAAGAUUUGGACUUAAUUUAGAAUUUCGAGAAAGAUGAAUAAAAAUACAAAGUGCAGAGUGUAGAUACGUAACGCAGAAAUAUGGACACGUAAUUAAGGAAACGCGUAACUCCGAGAAAUUCUUGAUCAAUUUUAAGGUCUAUAUCCUGAACCGAGCACGAAAGUUCGUUGGACGACGUCUCGAACGAAAUUAGGUCUAAGCUAAAUUGCGGGCUGUGAUGAACUCGUGUCGUUCGAUAUUUAUUUCACCUAGGAGAAUCUCUCUGGGUGUUCGUUUCGUCGGGACGAAAAGGAUAACGAGAUACGGGACUGUGUGAACCACAUAUACAUACAUGUAUAAAAGUACACUUGUAUGCGUAUAAACAUAUACAUACACAUUAUAUAAAUAUACCUACCCACAC